GUGUGAUAGAGUGGUCCCAUGGUAACAGGACUUGGCCAAGCAUGCGCAUGCUCCAAAGUUGUUGCGCAAUGAUGUAGUGCCUGUUGUUGUGUUGAGCCCGAUUUUGAUGGCGGCUGGUAUGUAGUCUUUUCCUUUUUGUACUUCCCGUUUCAUGUUUGUUCAGUCCUAAUAAUUAUAAUAUUCCCGUCCUAUCCGGUUGUGUUGCUGUGGAGUCCGGGAGGAGAGUUUUCAGUCACAAGUGGUGCCGAAACCCGUUUGCUGAACCUAGUCUUAUUCGUUUUUUCUGACAGUGUUUUUGGUCGACGGCCUGUAUAGUGAUGGCGUCGGGUCCUCGCGUGGACAAUUUGCUGCGACCUUUUCGGGGGCGCGAUGAUAAUCUGGAUGAAUUCUGGCAGAAGUUCCAGGUGGUGGCAGGCAUCCAGAAGCUUGAGUCGUCAGAAGCCCGGAUGGCCGUACUCCCAUUGUAUUUGUCGGGUGAUGCAUUCACUGUUUGGUGUGAGAUGGCCAGUGAUGAUCAGAAGGACGAGGCCAAGGUAAAGCAGCGGCUCGUGGAGUCAUUUUCAGUCACCCCUGCCGAUGCCUACCACCAGUUUGUCAAGCGGAGGAAGCGUGCGGACGAAACUGUCGACGCCUACUUGGCGGAUCUUCGGCGGCUGCAACGGCUAAGUGGACACAAGGAGGCAGCGGACGGCAAGGACCCGAUCCUCUUGGAGCAGUUCCUGGUGGGGCUUCCGCCUCACUUCGCCGUGCAGCUUCGUUUGAAUGCAGCCUCUCAACCUGCUGGGGCUACGGUAAGCUCAGUUGCAGCCCAGGCCCGUGCCCUUUGUGCUGCGGGCAGCUUAGUCAAGGAACCCGUUGCUGCUCUGGCAGCCAGCCCUGCUCGACGACCCAGUGGCAGUUCCACCCCUAGUCGCCUCUGCUAUGAGUGUCAUCAGACUGGGCAUUUGCGGCGCGAUUGCCCGAACCGGCAGAGACGUCCUCCUGUUUGCUUUCAUUGUCAGCAGCCCGGCCAUGUCAAGCGUCAGUGCCCUCAGCUGAAGUCUAGUGGUGGUGCCAGUUCUUCUCAGACGCCCACUAGUACCGCCUGUGCUGCGGGCUCUGGCUCGUCGACCACGGGCAAUGCCUGCCUCAGUGUCGUGGCAAGUCCCUGUUCGUCGCUGCCCAGGAUUCAUGUCUAUAGUGAGGGCCAGGCCAGGCUGCGUGCUGCCGUGGAUUCCUGCUCUAGUAAGUCCUUGAUCAGCUAUCGCGUUGUCUCCGAGUUGGGUGUACCCGUUCAGCUCGUAGAGUCCAACCCGCGCAUUACCGCCAUCGAUGGGCAGGAAGUUGUGGUGUCUGGGCAAGUCCGGUUGACUGUUCAUCGUGACGAUGACAAAGUGCACCUGCCUGAAGUUACUGCUGAUUUCCUCGUUGUCGACACCUUGGAUGUGGUUGACGCUGAUAUCCUUCUGGGACUGGACAUUAUCUCCUCCGUGGGUGGCGUGCACCUUGGUUAUGCCCCCGAUGGCGUCCUCGCAACCGUAUGGUUUGGUCGCCAGCGUGAUCCGUCAACUGCAUCCGAUACCACGUCCGAGUCUGACAACCCGGAGAGCUCCGCUAAGUUGCCACGCGAUGUCUCUGUGUCACGAGAUGGGCCGAAUGUCACCCUGUCCAUGGGUGAUGCUGAGGUCGCCUUCGACGCCGAGCGUGGUUUUUGGGAAGUCCAAUGGCGUUGGUCGGCAGGCGCACCACCGCAAGCCCCUAUUGGCUCUGGUAUUGGCGAAUACUCCCGCCAGAAGUUGUCACCGGAGCAGGAGGCCAAGUUCCAGGCCGAGAUUGACCUUUGGCUGGCGGAGGGAUGGCUUGUACCGUAUGAUGCUGAUCGACAUGGUCCACCAGGCGCUGUACUGCCACUGUUGGCUGUGUGUCAGGAACAUAAGCCUACCACACCCGUGCGUCCGUGUUUGGACUACCGUGCGCUGAACGUUCGGAUCAUCUCCAGCCCUGGUCGGGAGGCACCCGCGUGCCCUGAGAAGCUUCGCGAGUGGCGGCAACGGAAAGGCGCGUCCAAGAUUGUCGACAUCCGUAAGGCCUUCCUGAAUGUUCGCAUCCACCCAACCCAGCAGCGGUUCCAGAUGGUCGUUUGGCAAGGACGACAGUACGUGAUGGAGCGCAUGGGCUUUGGCCUUGCCAUUGCGCCGAAAGUCUUGGACACUAUUGUGAAAUGGGUGACCCGUGACUUCACCGACACCGAUAAUUACAUUGAUGACAUCAUCACGCCGACAGAUCAGGCGGAGGCCCUUGCGGACGCGCUGACCGCCCAUGGAUUGCCUACGAAACCUGCUGUGGACGUUGAUGCGACUCGCGUCCUUGGUCUGCAGACGCACGAUGGCCAGUGGGAGCGACGCGAGCCACUGCAACCCCCUCCUACCCAGAUGACUAAGCGGAAUGUAUUCCAGUGGUGUGGUCAACUGACUGGUCAUUAUCCGGUCUGUGGCUAUCUGCGCCCUUUGGCUAGCUGGCUGAAGCGCUUGGCGUCUGCAACAACGGAUGCCUGGGAUGCAGCUGUCCCCCAGGAGUUGUGCGACCUUUGCCACGAUGCGGCAAAGCGUGUGGAGGGCGACGACCCUGUUCAUGGAGCCUGGACUGCGGACGAUCCCCAAGACUGGCGUGUUUGGUGCGACGCCUCCAGCAUUGCCUACGGUGUCGUGCUCGAAGCUGAUGGUACUGUACUCGAAGACCAGUCGUGGCUCCGCGGUGCCACCGAUAAACGCCACAUCAACGUCGCCGAGCUAGAUGCCGUGGUAAAGGGCCUCACUCUCGCGUCGUCUUGGCGUAUCCCGAAGUUGUGCAUCAUGACCGACUCCCAGACGGUGCAUGGGUGGCUGCGUUCUCUGUUCGACAACAUCAAGCGGGUUCACGUCAGUGGGUUGCACGAAGUCCUCGUGCAACGCCGGCUGCAGGUUAUUCUCGAUAUCGUCGACUCGUCCGGCAUGAGUGUUGACGUGGUCUGGGUACCCACACAGCAAAACAUUGCUGAUCAGCUCACACGUGUCCCACCGCCGUUCCUCCGCUUUGCCCGCCAGACUGCGAAGAUGUCUGGCCCGAUUGGUGAUGCCGAUGUCGUUGGCGCCGCUGUCGCUGAUGAUGCCGCCUGGCGUGUCCUAACCCUGGGCGAGAUUGCCGCGGCGCAGCAGCAGGACGAGGUGAUUCCGGUUGUCGUCGAGGACCUUGUGGCCGGCCAUGCUGUCCGUUCGCCGGCAUUCCAGCGUGUUCAGCAGCAAUUGACCGUCGUGGAUGGCGUGCUGAUGCGGAGCGUCAAGCUACCCCCUAACGAGGUCAUGUCAGUACCAGUCGUGCCGAAUGACAUCGAAGAGUUCGUUCUUCGGGGUGCCCAUCAACAGACUGGCCACGCCUCCUGGGAGGUCAUGUGGCGGUUUCUCCGGGGUGUCUGUUACUUCCCCAACAUGGCCGAGAAGUGUCAGGACUUCAUCCGCCGCUGUCCCCCCUGUACGGCUGCAAACCCUCGUGGUGGCCCCGGUGUGCCACCGACACGACCUGUCUCCGCCAACGGUCCCUGGAGUGUUGUCUCCAUCGAUACCUUGGAGCUUGGUGUCAGCCGUUCUGGUUACCGCUACGUACUCGUCUGCAUCGACCAUUUUACCAAGUGGGUCGAAGUUGUCCCGAUGAAGCGCCACUGUUCGGCGGAGGUCGCUGCUGCCAUGGUCUCUAUCUGCUCACGAUGGGGCGCGCCUGAGGUUGUGCGUAGCGAUAAUGGCACUGAGUUCGUCAAUGCCAUUGUGUCAGCCCUGUUCAAGUCCUUUGGCGUCACGGUCCAGCGGGGCGCUGUUCGACAUCCCCAGUCACAAGGUUCUGUGGAACGUUUCAACCGGACGCUGUUGACGAUCAUCCGCAAGACGCUCGAGGAUGAUGACGACUGGGAGACUGCCCUCGAGCUUCUGUUGUUCCACUACCGUUCUCGCCCGCACACCGCUACGAAGAUUAGCCCGAUGGAAGCCAUGCACGGCUGGCAGCCUCACCGUCUUCUCAUCGAACAAGAUUCCACUGAACUGUCCGACAGCGCCUGGGUGGACAAGUUGCAGCGGAAGUCUGCCCGCCUGCGCGAUCACCUCGAAGUUGAGCUAGCACGGCUUGACUUCCUCGAUGCUCCCGUGCCCGAGUGUCCAUACCCCGUUGACACUGCCGUCCUUCUUCGGCGUCCGGAGCGGCAUUCGAAGAUUCUCACCCCCUUCGAAUCUGGAUGGCACGUAAUCCGCAUCAUCUCCCCGUCGACAGUCCGUAUUGCCACAGCUGAUGGUCGCUCCAAGCUGGUGAACGUGGAUUUGCUGAAGAGAGAUCCACAGGCUCCUGAUGCGCAUGGCCCUGCCGACGCGCCGGCGGCAGUGGAGGCUGACGACCGGGACCCCGUUGUCCAGCUCGUGUUGCAGACGCCCCCCGUACAUGAUGCCAUGCCUGACACGCCUGUCCAUGGCUAUGGUUUGCGCGAUCGUUCCAGUCUGCAGGUCCCUGGUCGGUUCCGUACGUAACUCACACCGUUGUGUUCAUGUACUGCAUGUGUCAUUCUGGACUUUUUCGUGUGACGGUACAUUGCACCAUAUGCUUUGUGGCUGCUCGUGCCGCAUCUAUUCUGGUUGCGUGGGUAUUCUCUUUUCUAUUCGGUUCCGGUAUGGUUGCCCUUCACUUGCUGUUUGCCAUCUUUUAUGUAUAUCCGUGUGUAUGGUCCAUCUGCGAGACCGUUGUCUUCUUUCCCGCAUUUUGUGUCCCUUCUUUCCACUUUUGUCCCCUUGGAAUGUUUCUUUGCCCGUUCACUUUGGUGAUACAAUUUCCCUGUUACCAGGCGGAGGAGUGUGAUAGAGUGGUCCCAUGGUAACAGGACUUGGCCAAGCAUGCGCAUGCUCCAAAGUUGUUGCGCAAUGAUGUAGUGCCGGUUGUUGUGUUGAGCCCGAUUUUGAUGGCGGCUGGUAUGUAGUCUUUUCCUUUUUGUACUUCCCGUUUCAUGUUUGUUCAGUCCUAAUAAUUAUAAUAUUCCCGUCCUAUCCGGUUGUGUUGCUGUGGAGUCCGGGAGGAGAGUUUUCAGUCACAUGCAGUCCUGCAGUAAGUACUUGUCGCUUCAUGUGACAUUUUUGUGCAUUUCAAGUACGAGCUCGUACGCAUUGAUCCACGGUGGUUGCGAAUCAGGAAAAACGGCACGUCAUCUUCUUGCUCCUCUCUCUCUCUCUAUCUCUCUCUCUCUCUCUCUCUCUCUCUCUCUCUCUCUCUCACUCACUCAUCAACUCUCUAUUUCUUUUUGCCCUUGUUUGUUCUUUCUCCUUCUAUUGACAACAUAUGCCAUUGCAGAUCUAUGGGAAAUGUGACACCAAUGUAUGGGGCCGGGCAGAUAGUGGAAACACAUCUGUUCAACGGACCAACAUUCGGUGACAUUGAGCUUGGUCUGAGUGCACGCGGCGUCAGUAGUAAUGCAAUGGUGCUGUUGGAAGUGCGCUCAGUGGCAAAUCUCAUCUACAGAUCAGCACCAGACUUCAGACCAAGCAUCUAUGUGAAGGCAUACCUGCAAAGUGACGAUGGCACUAAAGUUCACAAACGCAAGACAAAGGGUCGGCAGGGUCGUGACAAUGUGAUUUUUGACGAGGUCCUCAUGUUCCGCUCCCAAGGACUAGAUAAAAUAAUGAAGGUCAUGGUUUGGGAGGAUCAUGGUGUUCUUGGUCGUAACGUUAUGCAAGGCGAGGUGCUGGUGGACUUGUCACUCCUUGACCUACGCACUGGUAGCCAUGCCUGUUAUCCACUGUUCGCCCCCUACUCAUCGUCGACUGCCAAUCUGUCGCCAGCAGAGUCAAUGAUGUCAUUGUCAUCAUCCUUCUCUACUGAUCCCGGUGGACAGAGUCCACGCAAGUUAAUAUCGGGUGGAUCACAGCAUUCCAUCAAGAAGAAAGGCUUUCGCAAGAGCCUUCGCUGAACCGCAGCCGGCUAUAUGCAUCAGUGUGUUCUGUCGCUGCACGGAGGACAUGUACGGUAUGAUGUAACACCAUCACUGGGGUCCACCUACACCUGCACCCAGACUCAACAAACCCAGACGUCCAAUGAUAGUAGCAUGCGGAUAGUGCCAGGCAAACGACUGUUCCUCAUGUUUCGCAUCUGCAUUGCUGCAUUGAUGAAGGCUGGGAGAUCACAAGCUGAUUUGGACCAGAUUUCUAGCUAGGUUCCUGACGUACCACAUAUCCUCAUGUCAUUGUUCAUGGAUGAAGUCAGACAUGCAUGCACAGGCGGGCCUGGCAGAAUUGAACAAUCCCCAUCGCACGAAUGCUAUAUGGUCAAAGUCCAUGUAGCGGUGUGACAACUUCACGACAAGCCAAUGAUCUGCACGGUAUUCUCAGCAUGAGCCACUCAUGCAACCUGGAAUUAAUGCGGUGCUCAUGUACUGAUGCCGCAGCUGUGGAUGCCAACGAUUUGUCAGCACAUCCUGCUGCCGUGCUGUCGCUGCUGUCGGCACUGCUGCUGCUGCUGCUGCUGCUGCUGCUGCUGUAACUGGUAAGGUGUUCACUGUUCAGUGCAUAGGCAGAUACCCGGCAUGUCUGUAUUGAAAUUCUUGAGAGCAGACUGUCCUAUGCAGUGAAAGAGAUUGUGUGCUGUCCUGGUCAACUCUACCCACUGGAGACAAUCAGCACAACACAUUUUGCUAUUUGUUCACUGCACUUGCUGGAAGUCAGGCAAACAGUAGCAUGUUGGAGGUAUGUUCAUAACUUAUGAUUAUGCUGUGGGUACUGCAGUACAUACUGCCCAUAACUUGAGUCCCUGUUUCGAUCUAAACUAUUUUAUGACUUGUGACUUGUGGAGUGAGUUUUUCAGCCACAAUAUCCUAUCUAUAAGCCAAGAUUUACUGAAUACAUGCAAGCCGUAGCCAACUAGUCCUAGCCAGAAAGAAUCCUAUUUGACAAGUUUGUAUUUGAACUACUGCAGUGACGACGACGGCCAUCAUCAGGCCUGUAUGGCUCUCUGUUCAUCACUAUUCUGAUUCUCCAUAGAACGCUGGUAUCUAUCAAUACCAAGAAAUUGGACUCUUUCUUGAACGCAGCUUGGUCUGCCGAUUUUCUGCUUGAACCCUGGCAAGAUGCGUUGCACAUGCCACUGCAUAAGCAAUGUGUUUGGACUGCUACCAUUAUUAAUUUUUAUUUUCACUGAAGCGACCGCUGUAUCAUG
This is a messenger RNA of Sycon ciliatum, 7191 nucleotides long. RefSeq lists its product as uncharacterized. The coding region runs from base 318 to 4523 and encodes 1401 amino acids. Gene Ontology annotation, biological process: DNA integration. Lineage: Eukaryota; Metazoa; Porifera; Calcarea; Leucosolenida; Sycettidae. The record is from RefSeq and is a predicted model, not a curated record. Gene Ontology annotation, molecular function: nucleic acid binding; zinc ion binding. The transcript is spliced from 4 exons.